AUGCCACUGAAAAGGAACAGUGUCAGUCCUUUGCGAGAUGAUACGUUUCAUUCCUCGCAACCAUCAGCCUCAAAGAAGAUUUGUAAUACAAGUGAUGGACACAUUCAGACUACGUUGUGUGACCAACAAUUGCGUCACGGUGAUUUUCAGGGAAACACAUGUUCAAGGUAUGACGAGGAGGAAGAUUCGGGAAUUAAAUCAGAGGCUGAUGACAGUAAUGGGACCAUAUCCUCUGAGGAGGACCAGGACCAACUGGAAUAUUCUAAGAAUUUCAGCUUUAAGCAGUCCACGCCAAAGAAAAGCAUAAGUCAGAUAAUCAAAGACAAGAAAAAACAGACACAGCUGACAUUACAGUGGCUUGAGGAGAAUUACAUUGUAUGUGAAGGAGUGUGCCUGCCUCGAUGUAUCCUGUACGCUCACUAUCUCGACUUUUGUCGUAAGGAAAAAUUAGAUCCCGCUUGUGCGGCCACUUUUGGGAAGACUAUACGGCAGAAAUUUCCUCUUCUUACAACCAGAAGGCUUGGCACCAGGGGACAUUCAAAAUAUCAUUAUUAUGGUAUUGGCAUUAAAGAGAGCAGUGCGUAUUAUCAUUCAGUGUACUCAGGCAAAGGUUUGACCAGAUUCUCUGGGAGCAAACUAAAGAAUGAGGGUGGAUUCACUCGGAAAUACUCCCUCAGCUCAAAAACUGGAACGCUGUUGCCAGAAUUCCCGAGCGCGCAGCAUUUGGUUCUUCAAGGAUCCAUCUCAAAGGAAAAGGUGGACACAUUGAUAAUGAUGUACAAAACCCACUGCCAGUGCAUCUUGGACAAUGCCAUUAACGUCAACUUUGAAGAGAUCCAGAACUUCUUGCUUCAUUUCUGGCAAGGUAUGCCAGACCAUCUCCUUCCCCUGCUGGAAAACCCCAUCAUCGUGGACAUCUUUUGUGUGUGUGACUCCAUUCUUUACAAGGUCCUGACCGACGUACUCAUUCCUGCAACGAUGCAAGACAUGCCCGACAGUCUCUUGGCAGAUAUACGAAAUUUCGCCAAGCACUGGGAGCACUGGAUGGUUUCAUCCUUGGAAAACCUCCCAGAAAUCCUGGCAGAGAAGAAGCUUCCGAUCGCUCAUCGAUUCGUCUCCUCUUUGAAGAGACAGACGUCGUUCUUACAUCUGGCACAGAUUGCAAGACCUGCCCUUUUCGACCAGAACGUCGUGACCUCGAUGGUGAAUGACAUCGAUAAGGUGGAUCUAAACAGCAUUGGAUCCCAGGCUCUACUCUCAAUGUCAAGUGCUGACUUAGACUCAGACUUCUACUCUGAGUAUGACUCCAUUUCCCUGUUCCAAGAACUGAAAGAUCUCCUGAGGAAAAACGCCACGGUUGAGUCUUUCAUCGAGUGGCUGGACUCCGUGGUGGAGCAGAAAGUCAUUAAGCCGAGCAAGCAAAAUGGGCGCUCCGUGAAAAAGCGGGCGCAGGAUUUUCUGCUCAAAUGGAGUUUCUUCGGAGCUCGUGUUAUGCACAACUUAACUUUGAACAAUGCCACCAGUUUUGGUUCCUUUCACCUCAUUCGGAUGCUGUUGGAUGAGUAUAUUCUGCUGGCCAUUGAAACCCAGUUCAAUAAUGACAAAGAACAAGACCUCCAGAACCUACUCGACAAAUACAUGAGAAACGCAGAUGCCAGCAAAGCCGCAUUCACAGCUUCUCCAAGUUCCUGCUUCCUCGCCAAUCGCAAUAAAUCAAGUGCUGCCGUGUCUUCUGAUUCGUCAGUCAAGAAUGAGUCCCACCCUGAGCAGGCUUACAUGUCUCUCACAGCCAAUCAGCACGGACUGGGGGCUAAUAUGGUAGUCUUCCAAGGGACAGAGUCAGACAGCUUCCCUCUCUCCGGACACCUGGACUUCUCGCAGAGCAAUGGUCCACUGAUGACUCCGCCCAUCUCCCCGGCCAUGGCGAAUCGAAGCAGCGUGAUUAACCAGGGCCCAAUGGCAGUCAGGCCUCAGAGGAGCUGCUCCAUCCAGCCACACCUCCCUGGCCAGAGCUUCCCCGACACCCUGUGUCAGAGCCUCCCUCACACCAGCUCCGGUCACUACCCCGGCUCCUCCAACUACCAGCCGGCGUUCAGGUCCCACUCCAACACCCCGACGUCGGCGUAUCAGCCUCACGCCGCCGAGGCCGGGCGAUACGCGUCUUUCGGCGCGCAGCAGCUGGCCAAAGACUGCUUCAGCAGCAGCUGCGCCGUGUCGUCCUACAGCUCGCGGGUGGCGUCGUCCUACAUCGGCGCCCCAGACGCCGUGGGCGAUGCCCAGGGAGCACAGCUCUUAGACUCCGCAGGUUAUUGUUUCUUAGGGGGCACGUUGAACGGCGCUGGCUGCCCCGGUGCUACUUACUCAACCGCGGCACACGGCGGUUACUAUGGCAACAGUAGCUACCCAGAGACGCAGAGGAUGAACUCGUUUAUCGACCAGCACGUGUCCGUCAUCAGCAGCGUGAGUAGCGUUCGCUCCGGCCCGACUUACACCGAGGUGCAUGACCCCCUCAACAUCCUGGACAACUCCGGGAGAAAAGGUCCUGGGCCCUACUACACCGAUCAGCCCAGCCUGGUCCCACGGACGACAGGCGGUAAGAGCAGCCCUCCCAUCCCCUCAUCCAUCUCCACCCCCUGCAUGUUUGGAUCUACUGCCCAAUACCAUACCCAGGAUCCACUGCUGUCUCACCAGGGCUCUUCUGAUGUCCAGGACAUGGUGUCCUCUCUGCCCCCCAUCAACACUGUCUUUAUGGGCUCUGCUGGAGGCCCCCCCUGA
Messenger RNA from Chanos chanos (milkfish), 2775 nucleotides. It is a transcript of the gene rfx6, whose product is annotated as regulatory factor X, 6. Bases 1 to 2775 code for a protein of 924 amino acids. The transcript has 19 exons. Gene Ontology annotation, biological process: regulation of transcription by RNA polymerase II. NCBI's taxonomy places the organism in Eukaryota, Metazoa, Chordata, Actinopteri, Gonorynchiformes, Chanidae. The record is from RefSeq and is a predicted model, not a curated record. Gene Ontology annotation, molecular function: RNA polymerase II cis-regulatory region sequence-specific DNA binding; DNA-binding transcription factor activity, RNA polymerase II-specific.